Molecule: messenger RNA, 1173 nt
Organism: Trichoplax adhaerens
Lineage: Eukaryota; Metazoa; Placozoa; Uniplacotomia; Trichoplacea; Trichoplacidae
Exons: 5
Coding region: 1-1173 (390 amino acids)
Biological process (GO): galactose metabolic process; carbohydrate phosphorylation
Cellular component (GO): cytoplasm; cytosol
Molecular function (GO): ATP binding; galactokinase activity
Source: RefSeq, a predicted model, not a curated record
AUGGCUGUCGAUAUUAUUUUUGAACGGGCUUGCAAAACAUUCCAAAGCAAAUAUCAACAAAAGCCAACAGUAGCUGGCUGCGGCCCAGGAAGAGUAAAUCUAAUCGGAGAACAUACUGAUUACAAUGAUGGAUUCGUCUUUCCUAUGGCAUUGCAAGACGCAACGGUGGUUGUUGGCAGACUAUCGGCGAGAAAUGAAUGUCGUAUUACAACGAUAGCUGAACGAGCUGAUCUUCCCCAUGAGGUUGAAUUUUUACCCCAUAGUAAAGAUCAACCGUUACAACCUGGUAAACCUUCUUGGGCCAACUAUGUGAAAGGAGUGAUUGCAAAUUAUCCAGGUCCGGUACCAUCUUUCGAUGCUGUGAUUGCAAGCUCAGUACCCCUUGGAGGUGGUUUAUCCAGUUCUGCUUCACUGGAAGUUGCCUUUUUCACUUUUCUACAACAGCUGGCACCUACUCCCAAUCCCAUCGAUGAUAAAGAUAAAGCACUGGCGUGUCAAAAGGCGGAACAUGAUUUUGCUAACAUGCCUUGUGGUAUUAUGGAUCAAUUUAUAUCUGUUAUGGGAAAAGAAGGUAAAGCGUUGCUCAUUGAUUGUCGAUCACUGGAAACUCGUUUAGUGGCGAUGAAUGAUCCAAAUAUAGUUGUACUAAUCACCAAUACCAAUGUCCAUCAUGAGCUGACUGGUAGUGAGUAUCCAUCGCGUCGUCGCCAAUGUGAAGAAUCAGCUAAAUUGCUGGGCAAAAAGAGCUUACGAGAUGUCACCAUGGAAGAACUUAAAGAAGCUCAAAGUCAAUUUACUGACCAAGAAAUGUAUCGCCGCGCUCGCCAUGUCGUUUCUGAAAUCAUCCGCUGUGAGCAAGCAGCAAGAGCUUUAGAAAAUAGUGAUUUUGAGACGUUUGGAACAUUGAUGGUGCAGAGCCAUGAAUCAUUAAGGGAUGAUUUUGAAGUUAGCUGUCCUGAGCUAGACACUGUCGUCAAACUAGCAAUGGAAGUGGACGGCGUAUACGGAUCGCGUAUGACUGGUGGUGGCUUUGGUGGCUGUUCUGUUUCUUUAGUGGAGAAAAAAGCAGUAGAAAGAGCUAUAAAACAUAUUAAGGCUGGCUACAGUAAUGCUACCUGUUUUACUACGCUUGCCGGUGAUGGUGCAAGACCGAUAUCUAUACCAGAUCAAUAA